Messenger RNA from Corticium candelabrum, 1807 nucleotides. Its product is annotated as splicing factor U2AF 50 kDa subunit-like. The record is from RefSeq and is a predicted model, not a curated record. Gene Ontology annotation, cellular component: nuclear speck; nucleus; commitment complex. Gene Ontology annotation, biological process: mRNA processing. NCBI's taxonomy places the organism in Eukaryota, Metazoa, Porifera, Homoscleromorpha, Homosclerophorida, Plakinidae. Gene Ontology annotation, molecular function: poly-pyrimidine tract binding; pre-mRNA 3'-splice site binding. The transcript has 14 exons. The coding region runs from base 31 to 1650 and encodes 539 amino acids.
GUCGUGCUCGUGACGUCAUCUCUCUGAACAAUGGAUCCUUCCAUGUUCCUUCCUGACGCCGCCGUUCCAGGAGCGCUGUUUGCCGCCCCACCGCCAGAAAUGCCCUACGGAGGAGACCCAAACUUCGGUCUACAAGAGCCAGGGGCCGGCUUUAGUGGUCCUGGAGAAAAGCGGAGGGAAGAGAAACGCGGCCGGAGAUCGCGUGAUCGCUCCAAGUCGAGGUCGAGGUCCCGUUCGAGAGAGCGACGGCGUCGCGAUCGGCGUCGUUCACGCUCUCGCGACCGCGGAAGGCGGAGCAGAAGCAGAGAGAGAAGACGAGGUAGGUCGAGGUCACGUGAGAGGAGAGACUUCAGAAGAGGAGGAGGAGGAGGAGGAUUCGGUGAUGGUUUUCGGGAUCGUGGACGGGGCGGACGCGAUGGGAGAUUUUUUGAUGAUCGAUUUGGUGAUGCACGACAGCCAGAGCGACCGAGAAGAAAAAGAGUGUCGAAGUAUUGGGAUAUUGCUCCAAUUGGGUUUGAUCAUAUUACUCCUCUUCAGUAUAAGGCACUACAAGCUGCUGGUCAAAUUCCGGCUGUUGGUCCACCGCCUGCUGCACUGGGUGCCAGUAUACCACCGUCAGACGUCAAUCCUGCUCCUGUUGCUCCACAAAGUCAAGUUAUGAGACAAGCCCGACGACUAUAUGUUGGCAAUAUUCCGUUUGGUAUUAGUGAGGAUGCCAUGGUAGAGUUCUUUAACAGGCAGAUGCUUGAUUGUGGACUAAACAAUGCACCUGGAAAUCCUGUGUUGGCAUGUCAGAUCAACUUGGAUAAAAACUUUGCCUUUAUCGAGUUACGAUCUGUUGAGGAGACUACAGCCUGCAUGGCAUUCGAUGGCAUCAACUUUCAGGGUCAGUCAUUGAAGAUGAGGCGUCCUAAGGAUUAUCAGCCUGUGACGGGAGGGAUGGAUUCGUCUGUUCAUGUACCAGGUGUUAUUUCGACUGUCGUUCCUGACACUCCUAACAAGAUCUUUGUUGGCGGCCUUCCCAGCUAUCUCAGUGAUGAUCAGGUGAAGGAACUAUUGACAUCAUUUGGUGACUUGAAAGCGUUUAAUUUGGUGAAAGAUUCAGCCACAGCAUUGUCCAGGGGAUACGCGUUCUUUGAGUAUCUGGAUGGCAGCGUUACAGAUGCUGCUAUUGCUGGACUGAAUGGUAUGGGACUCGGAGAGAAAAAAUUGAUUGUACAAAGAGCCAGUGUGGGAGCCAAGAAUCCAGGAAACUAUUAUAUGGGUCAGGGUAUGCAGGCUAUCAGUGUGCCUGGGCUGAACGUCGUACAAGCUGUGUCUCAGACCAUUCCAACGAAUGUGCUGUGUUUGAUGAAUAUGGUAACACCAGAAGAGCUAGCAGAUGAUGACGAAUACGAAGAAAUUCUCGAAGAUGUGCGUGAAGAGUGUGGCAAGCACGGUAGAGUACGAAGUUUAGAGAUACCGAGACCUAUUGGUGGCAUGGAAACUCCUGGCUGUGGCAAGAUAUAUGUGGAAUUUGAGUCUGUGACGGAUGCUGGUACCGCAGCUGGCGCAUUGGCUGGACGCAAGUUUGCCAACCGCGUUGUAGUAACUUCUUACUGUGAUCCAGACAAAUACCACAUGAAGGACUUCACAGCAGCUGAUGAAUGAUGCAUGAUUGUCGUGUCAGUAUAUAGAGUGUAUUGCAUGCAGUGUGUCUUGGUAGGUUUGCAUGUACGUACCAUGAUUGUAGGAGGCAAAAGUACACACGGUAUUGCAGAUUCUUAUAAGCAAACAGCAUUGAACACUGACACUUUAUUAUAUGCAA